AUGUUUGCUAAGGAAAGAAUUUUCUUUCAACAAAAUAUCCACAAAUUGAUUCAACAAAAUAUAAAAAUUGAAUUUUUAAAAUUAAAUAAUUCACAAAAAGAAGAAAAAAAUGUUGAUAAAUUAUUGAAGGAUUUUGAAGAAAAAAUAAUUAAUUUAUUUAAAAAAUACAAUGAAGAAUGGAAGAAGAAUAUUAAAUUAGAGAUUGAUGAGAAAAUAGAUCAACAAAAUCAAAUUUUUAAUGAUCAAUAUACACAACUUAGAGAGGAAAUUAAAUAUUUAAAAAAAGUUCAAGAAGAAUUCUAUGACAAAUUAAAUAAUAAAGAAGAAAAAGAAAUUGUUAAAAUAAUUGAAAAUAAACAAACAAUUAAAGAAUUAGAUGAAAGUUCAUUAAUUGAAAAAGUUCGGUAUUUAAUUAAAAAAGAAAUUCGUUUAUAUGAAGCUGAUCACACUGGAAUGCCCGAUUAUGCUUUGGAAAGUUCUGGCGGGUCUGUAUUAAGUACUCGUUGCACUGUUCAAUAUAAUGAAAAAUCUAGAACUCAAAAACUUUUUGGGAUUCCACUUUGGUAUACAAGUUAUAGUCCAAGGACUGUUAUUCAAAGAAAAGGUUAUGGAGCCUCUGCUGGUGAGUGUUGGGCAUUUUAUGGAGGUCAUGGAUUUUUAACUAUUGGUUUAUCUGGUCGGAUUAAUGUUACAGCUGUUUCAUAUGAACAUUUGCCAAUUGAAUUAUCACCUGAUGGAAAUAUUAGAACAGCCCCUAAGAAUUUUCUUGUUUGGAGUUAUCAAGAUAUGGAUAAUAUGCUCUCUCGUACGUUACUAGGCAAUUUUACUUAUGACGCGCAGGGUGAACCUUUACAAAUAUUUCAUGUCCAACAUUGGGAUUCUCGUUUAACAAAUAUUAUUGAAUUAGAAACUCUGACAAAUUGGGGUUCCUAUUUGACAUGUCUUUACCGAUUUAGAGUACAUGGAGACGCAUUAAAGAUAAUUCCUGAUAUUUCUGAAGAAACUGAUGAUGCGAAGGCCAAACGUUUAUUUUCGAACAAUCCAGUUAAAUUAGAUGAAGGGGAUUUAUAA
This is a messenger RNA of Meloidogyne enterolobii, 1071 nucleotides long. The record is from the annotation of a GenBank genome assembly. NCBI's taxonomy places the organism in Eukaryota, Metazoa, Nematoda, Chromadorea, Rhabditida, Meloidogynidae.